AUGGUGUCGAAGCCGCUGCUGCAGCACUCGCCGCUGCUGCUGGUGCAGCAGCAGCAGCAGCAGCAGCAGCAGCAACUGCUGCUGCUGCUGCUGCUGCCUCAGUUGGCCCGCCCCUCUGUGACCAAGUCUUUCCGCGUUCUGCUGCAGCAGCAGCAGCAGCAACAGCAACAACAGCAGCAGCAGCAACAGCAGCAGCAGCAGCAGCAGCAGCAGCAGCAGCACGGUGACGAUGCAGCAGCACCACCACCAGCAGCAGCAGCAGCAGCAGACACUGCUGCUGCUGCUGCUGCAUCUGAUGAGGGGCCAAAAGGACCUGUAGAUACACUGGAGUCUAUCCCUGAGCUGCAAGGAAGAGAAGACGAAAAGAUAGAAACACACGAAUACCAGGCGGAGGUCACCAGGUUAAUGGAUAUAAUAAUAAACUCAUUAUACACUCAAAGAGAUGUAUUUUUAAGAGAGCUCAUAUCCAACGCUGUAGAUGCCCUAGAGAAAGCUAGGUUUCUCUCUCUCACCAGCGAAACAAACACCAGCAGCAGCAGCAGCAGCAGCAGCAGCAGCAGCAGCAGCAAGGGAGCUGAGCUGGCGGUGUAUAUAGAAGCAGACCCGCAGAAGAAGAUGCUGUCUAUAUGUGAUACGGGUGUUGGAAUGAGUAAGCAAGAACUCAUAACAAACCUAGGUACAGUGGCCAACGGUGACGAUGCAGCAGCACCAGCAGCAGCAGCAGCAGCAGACUCUGCUGCUGCUGCUGCUGCUGCUGCUGCUGCUGCAGCUGGUGAUGAUGAGGGGCCAAAAGGACCUGUAGAUACACUGGAGUCUAUCCCUGAGCUGCAAGGAAGAGAAGACGAAAAGAUAGAAACACACGAAUACCAGGCGGAGGUCACCAGGUUAAUGGAUAUAAUAAUAAACUCAUUAUACACUCAAAGAGAUGUAUUUUUGAGGGAGUUAAUAUCUAAUGCUGUAGAUGCCCUAGAGAAAGCUAGGUUUCUCUCUCUCACCAGCGAAACAAACAGCAGCAGCAGCAGCAGCAGCAGCAGCAGCAAGGCAGCUGAGCUGGCUGUGUAUAUAGAAGCAGACCCGCAGAAGAAGAUGCUCUCUAUAUGUGAUACGGGUGUAGGUAUGAGUAAACAAGAACUCAUAACAAACCUAGGUACUGUAGCCAAGUCAGGCACAAAUAAUUUUUUAGAGUCCGUGCUAGCCAACAGCAGCAGCAGCAAGGACAGCAGCAGCAGCAGCAGCAGCAGCAGCAGCAGCGGUGGUGGUGAUGUUUCUCUCGUGGGCCAGUUUGGUGUUGGUUUUUAUUCUGCUUUUCUUGUUGCUGAUAGAGUUCGUGUUAUAUCGAGAGCAGCAGGAGAAGAACAAUAUAUAUGGGAGUCAACAGCAGAUGCUAAAUAUUAUAUAAAUAAAGACCCAAGAGGAAAGACAAUGAAUAGAGGAGAAGAAGAAGACGAAGACGGUGGAAAGAGAGGUGUAUAG
Messenger RNA from Eimeria mitis, 1473 nucleotides. Its product is annotated as heat shock protein 90, putative. Gene Ontology annotation, biological process: cellular response to heat; protein stabilization; protein folding. The transcript has 5 exons. Gene Ontology annotation, molecular function: ATP-dependent protein folding chaperone; ATP hydrolysis activity; ATP binding. Gene Ontology annotation, cellular component: protein-containing complex; perinuclear region of cytoplasm; cytosol. The coding region runs from base 1 to 1473 and encodes 490 amino acids. Lineage: Eukaryota; Apicomplexa; Conoidasida; Eucoccidiorida; Eimeriidae. The record is from RefSeq and is a predicted model, not a curated record.